AUGCUCAACGAUGGCCUACCCAUCGACUUCGCAAUGAUAUUUCAAGAUCCUAAAUGCGACCUCAUGCGUCCGUUGAAAGAUCCUCAGAAUCCCGCUUUGUACGGCAAGUAUCCUGGAAUCUCAGCAGGGGUUGACCGAUCACUGGGGCAGGAUGCUGAAGAGUCGGUGUCACUGGAAGCUGUGGAUUUGGACGAGGAAUACCUCUAUCGAAGAUUUGAUGGCAAGGAAGAACUUGAAGCUGAGAGGGCAAGUAGCCAGUGUCAGCCAUUUUAUUCAUCUUGGAUGGACGUGGAGGGGCGUAUUGUACACAAAAAAUCUGUCCUCCGUUGUUAUUUCGAUCGAUCCCUCGACGUUGACUACAACAAAAGUCAUGAUCGUCUACUUCGCAUUCGAUGUUUUUCCAUUGGUGGGGAUAGCUGGGAUCGCGCGAAGCCACGAAUUCAUGCAGGCCUCUCUGGUGAUGAAGUCUUCAAAUUGGGGUCGCUAUUUGCAACUUUGGUCUCGGUCAAUCACAAUAGCGUUGCGCUGGCAAUUCUGCAAUGCACACUCCUUAAAUCCGGCUCCGAACUCCUCAGCUGUGCUCCGUUGGAUGAAAUAGCGCUACCCGAUUCGCCGUAUGAGGUUUCCGGCCAAAUUCUCUCAUUUCUUCCUAUCAUCCGCAAAAGCAACAACGAUCCACAAGCUAUUACACUGUCGUGGGUUUGGAAUUCCCGAUAUGUUGCCUUAAACUCUGCAUCGAAGUCCCGUCAAAAGCAAACCCAAUCGACCAGCCUUCAUCAUUUAAAUAUCGUGGUAAAUGGUUCUUUGACGUACCCAUUGCACUCCUCCCAGUUUAUGUCAGUUCCAACCCCGCAGCUUGACCAGGCACUUCAAGAGGAAGUCGGGAACACAUGGCAAGUGGACGAGAAUGAUAUGUGUCGAAUGGAGCUCAGCCUUAGAAGGAAGAUUGAAGAUGACGAUGACUUGCGGUUGAAGAUCCCAGUUUUUGGAGUAGUCCGAGACAUGACGAGCACGCCGUUUCCGUACCAAGCAACAGAUGGUGCAACAUGGGUUAUCAACCAUUCGACAACUGAGAUUGUGGCACCUUCUGUGGGGAAAACAAUACAAGAAUGCGACAUCUGUGGAGAAAAAGUGUCCAACGAACUUCAGCAAAAUCACAUGGGUGGCCACAUUCUCCGAAGAUAUAGAGGCGUUCAACACGGUGAAGAGAAUCUGGCGGCAAUAUCAUUAGACUUUCCAUGCGGCUUUUGCGGUAAAUCAAGCGCAGGCGGUAAAUGCACAAUUGCGAUCCAGAGUGGAAAGGCUCAGUCAACUUGCUCGAAAGCUUACAAGUUCAUGAUCCAUGCCGCUGCGAAGAUGUCUGCAAAGAAGGCGUGUACCAAUGUCCCCAUACGAUGUGAAUUCUGUGUUGAGGUUCAUUGGAAGUACAACUACCAUCGGCAUCUUCAAGAACGGCACAAGAGUUGGAACCAGCGGGGUGAUGUCAGGGCAUUCAGCGCGAAGAUAGAGAUAACGGCAGAGGAGGAACAGAGACUUCACGUUCCACAGGACAAUGUUGGUUGCAACUCGACUCUGGAUGCAGCCAUUUACGAUGCACGCCGCAUGGGCUGCACUCCUUCAAUUCGGGAUCCUCACAAUGAUUCUCCUCGACGACCUCGCCACUAUCAGCAAACAUCGCCUAGUCCGCCUCUUGCACCACCCACGUUUAUUGACAAUCAGACUGCAUAUUAUAAUUCACCCAUUGACCAAGCUUCAAAUCUGACAUGGCUUCUACGAGUCAUGCUCCUUCACUUACAUACAAUACUUCAAGAACUGGAGGAGUUUUUUUCUUGGAACCCCCCCCCUCUAGUUGCUAACCCUGACAAAAGACAAUCCACGAAGACUCGUGAAGGGACGUUUUACGAAAAACACUUCUCUGAUGAAGCAAUCCUCAAGCGGGUGGUACACCUUCCAUCUCUAUCACAGGUGCUAGCGGGAACUGUAGAUCCAGUGCUUGAACUUGUGAAAGAUGCCCUUCCACCUCCCGCCGAAGGUUUUCCUACAGCCGCGUUUAGAAAUAUCAUCUUACGGCUCCAAACCACUGAGGUAGACAACGAAAAUGGAGUUGCUGUCUUUUUGCAAGGAACGACUGAAACCUUCUGCUCAUGUGUGGCUUCAACACUACUCCUACAUCCUAACGCUGUACCAGGAUGGCAAACCCUCAUCACGUUCACCUCGGACGUUUCUUCCCAAGGUUAUGCAAUCAUGGAUGGCGAACAUUCUUUCCGGAGAUCAUCAACCUUUUCAACGGUUGAACAAGACAUGAAUGCAAUAUUAGAGAAGAUGGACGGCGCCACCCGCGAGUUUGUUCAAAAGAUGCGGGCAGAUAAAAAGCCAUUGUCAUCUUAUGAGUUGAAGAAUCUGGCUGUAGCGCCUAAAAAAGUGAUGGACGAUAUUGCCAAAACGACGGAUCCUUUUCCUUGGGAGCUUUGCGAAUCCAACCCGUGCACAGAUGCUAGUCACAAGGCAGAAAGGGAUCAAGCUGCAAAGAUUGUUGUCGGACGUGAUGCGGUAGAUCCCCCGUGGAAUCUCCAUGCUUCACAAAUUGACCAUUCAAGGAUGACACGAUCAACUACGAAGGCAGGCGGCGCACCACCCCUAGCCAUGGCUCCUGCGAUGGAGCAGGGUGAAGUUGGUGGGCACACAGGUGCAGGUCCCUCCAGAUUGCCCCCACCGGCGACGCAUCCAUCAGAACCUGCUCGACAAGGUACCGCAUCUACAAUCAUGGGCCCUCCGAUGGUGCCACCUCAUCGCCGUGAAAAACUUGAACGCGACGAAAAAUUCAAGACUCCACAAAUUUACCAUACAGAAACUAUACGAACAACCCGAUCAGCCACGAAGGCAGGUCAUGCACCACCCCUAGUGGGGGCUCUUCUUGAGAAACCUCGUCGUAUGGAGCAUAUUCGCAUGGGUCCCCCACCACCUUUGCCAAAUCCAUCGGAACCUGGAGCCUCCGCCGCGCAACAAACUACCCCAGUUGCAAUGGCAGGUCCCUCAGCAUUUGCACCAUCAAGUGACCCGAACCGUGGCGCAAAACGAAAAAGACCUGAUAGUGGGGAUUUCUCCACGGAACCCACAAUCGCACGUUUCUCAACUGAAGAGCGCGCUCCCAUGAAGGACAAGGGCAAAAAGCGACAAAAAUUUGAUGACAGUGACUACGAGGAUCCCAGCCAUGUGACCUACAAGGCUCCCAGAACCAAGGACACAAGGGCACACUCCUUUAUCCAGCAGGCUUGGGCACAAGCUACAAGAGUUAACACAUCGGUUGUUGUGCUCCACUCCGGUAACCAUGAAGUUAUCGGCAUCCGUCACCGAAGUUCGCAGACGCUUUACGUAUCCGAUGUUAUUGUACCCCAUGAUUGUCAUGAUCCUGGAUACGGCAAAAUUCAUGUCGGCCUCAUCAUUGCUGCUGUCCAAGAUGCAAUGGAUCGCAUGAAACAGGAUGACAAAAGUGCCGACGAUAGCCAGGGUGGAGGUGGUAGUGGAGUAGGUGGUCCCGAAGCAGGCAGCCCUAGUGAAGGUGGCGGUGGGGCAGGCGGUCCUGGAGCAGGUGGCGGUCCUGGAGCAGGUGGCGGUCCUGGAGAAGGUGGUCCUGGAGCAGGUGGAGCAGGUGGUGGUCCCGGAGAAGGUGGUGGUCCAGGAGCAGGUGGUGGUCCCGGAGAAGGUGGUAGUCCCGAAGAAGGUGGCCCUGGGGCAGGCAGUUCUGGAGCAGGUGGCAUUGAACACAGCAGGCAUACAGCCGUUGGUGGCAAAGCUGCUGAAAGACUGGACAUGGAGCAAAUGUUAUACGUCUCCAGUCAGUGUGAUCUCAUACACCUCUAUCUCCAGUUUGGAGUGUAUGACUCUCCCACCCCCGCGUCAUUCAUCCGCUCCUUGCCCUUGAAUAUUCCACCAAACAGUCUUCCAUUUUCGCCACGCCACUGCACCGACGGAGGUCAAUGUAUGACCAUUGUCGUCACUUCAGAAAUUGGGCAAGGUGCAACCGGCGAAGCCCUCCGUGGCACCCUCAAGCCAAAAAACAUGAAAGGAGCUGGCUCACUGGAUGUCGUCGUGAAGCUUGCGUUUGAGGACCAACAGCGGGAUUCCCUCAAGAGAGAAUAUGAACUCUAUCGUCUUCUGGAGUGCAAAGGGGUCCAUCGAGGCAUCACACCGACGAUUGGUUUCUUUGAUGACGUUGAAAAUUCUGCAUGUGCACUUGUCACGAUUUAUGCAGGUGUUCCAAUCUCUACACUGGAUCCAGGAUGUAUGCUGUCAACUUUUGACUAUGAUUCAGCUAUGUCAACACUGGAGUCCAUCCAUCACGCAGGUAUUAUCCAUGAUGAUAUUCGGCCGGAGAAUAUCCUCAUCAGUGACUCUGGAGUUACGAUCAUUGACUUUGGGCACGCAAGGCUAUGCGAUAGUGAAAAGGCUAAGGAUACAGAACGCGAAAUCUUUCGAUCUAUUCUUCAAAGCUCAGCAGGUGAGAAUCAGUAGAGAACAAUGUCGUGGUGUACUUCAGUAAUUUUGUUGUUCGUCAUGAGUUUAAAUUAUGAUUCAUUAUGCCCUCUGUUGCUAGUUGGCACAUUCCCCGGCUCGACGUUGACACCGUAACCGAGCUUUAUCACACCAGUCACCAUCGAUGUUCCUUCGUAUCGAAUAUUGGCACACAGACUGACUCAGUUAAGAAUGCUUUGACGUGCUGGGUCAUAACCAGAGGGGGCAACAGUUGUAAUGCCUCUUCUCGGGAACAUCAGCCUUCCAUUCUCUUGGGAACCCGUAUCUAAAUCUUGUUGCUGAAAGAUGUCACCAUCAUCUCAUUGUGCGCCCGCCUCCGACGCACGGAGUUUGGCGAGCAUUGCUUUUCAUUUCUCUUAACUGCCCUUUCGAUUACACGCUCAGACCUGGUGAUGAAGUCAUUGGCAGACUCGACGAAUUGCUCGGCGGAAGCCACGCAAUCUUGAACUGUUUUCAAGUCAUGCCAUGCCAUCGAUGGAAGCAUCAAAGGCCUCCUGAGCGGGCAAGCAGUUCCUGGGCAGGGUAUUUCCGUCCACAUGGCACCUUUCC
Molecule: messenger RNA, 5082 nt
Organism: Laccaria bicolor S238N-H82
Lineage: Eukaryota; Fungi; Basidiomycota; Agaricomycetes; Agaricales; Hydnangiaceae
Exons: 10
Coding region: 1-4512 (1503 amino acids)
Biological process (GO): protein phosphorylation
Molecular function (GO): ATP binding; protein kinase activity
Source: RefSeq, a predicted model, not a curated record